AAAUGGUACAGAAAAAGGUUUGUUUACAUCAAGGCGACGUUGCGACGAGGAGUCCCUCACGGGGUUUACGCUGAUUAUUCAACUGAAAAUUGCGGAGCGGAGUUGCGCGAUGCUGUGAAUCUCUAUCAGCCGCCAAAGGUUGAUCAUGACAAAGGCACGUUGUUCGGUAAGGCAAAUCAUUAAAGGCCAUAACCCAUGCAACCGGUCAAUAGACGCCACUGAAAGCGCCUUUUCCACAACCGCAUAAUGGCCGUAAAUUACAACACCCUCCACCACGCCUCCGCAUUGAUAACGCGACUCUUUUUCACUCCGACACUCACUGAGCGCACGUACCGCAGUUUCUACGUCGUCUGCCGUCUUGCCACGAGGUCACAUCGCGCUUGUCGCUUGACGCUUGUCUCGUCGUGCAACUAUUAGUCUUGGCACACGCACCGGAUCAGCACAAUUAGAGGGGUAAAAUUAGGGAGUAAAAAUCAACACAGAGGAAGAGAAGAUAUGUCGAGGAAAGGGCAGACUAUACUGGUGACGGGUGGUGCUGGGUACAUUGGCGCAUUCACAGUUUUGGAACUACUUAAUGCCGACUUCGAGGUGGUGGUUAUUGACAAUCUUACUAAUGCUUACCAAGCAUCGGAUAAAAAGAAACCAGAAUGUCUUCUGAGGGUGGAAGAACUGACGCAGAAGCACGUAGCAUUUCAUUCUGUAGACAUAACAAACAGAAAGGAAUUGACUAGCAUAUUUCAACAGUAUAAAUUUGACAAUGUGAUACACUUUGCCGCUUUGAAGGCCGUUGGCGAGUCUGUUGCAAAGCCGCUUGAGUAUUAUAGAGUCAAUGUUAGCGGUACUAUAGUAUUACUCGAGGUAAUGCGAGAACACGGAGUCUAUCGAAUGAUUUAUUCAAGCAGUGCCACUGUUUAUGGUCUUCCUGAUAAACUACCAUUGACCGAAGACAUGAAAACUGGGGAUUGCACCAAUCCGUAUGGAAAGUCCAAGUUUAUGGUGGAGGAAAUACUGAAGGACUUAUGCUUUUCGGACAAGGCUUGGUCCAUCACAUCCCUGAGAUAUUUUAACCCUGUGGGAGCUCAUCCAUCUGGAAAUAUUGGAGAGGAUCCAAACGGCAUACCGAACAACUUGAUGCCCUAUAUCGCUCAAGUUGCGGUUGGAAAAAGGGAAAAGCUCUCAGUUUAUGGAAGUGAUUACGAUACCCCUGACGGAACUGGGGUUCGCGAUUACAUUCAUGUAAUUGAUCUGGCAGUCGGCCACUUACAGGCGAUUUCCCAUCAGCAUCCUUCCGGCUUCCAGGUUUAUAAUCUCGGUACUGGUAGAGGGUAUUCUGUUCUAGAAGUAAUCAAAGCGUUCAAAGAUGCUUCUGGCAAAGAUAUACCCUAUGAUAUUGUAGAUCGUAGACCAGGCGACAUUGCGACAAGUUAUGCUGAUGCAAGCCGUGCCAAUACAGAACUGGACUGGCAUGCAACAAGGAAUAUCGAUGACAUGUGUAAGGACACGUGGAGAUGGCAGCAGAAAAACCCGAAUGGAUACAAGAAUGUGUCGUCCCCAUUGUGCCCAGGCGCCUGUUCUAUAAAAUCUAAAUGAGCAAACUAAAUCUAUACACUGAUAAUUCUACCCAGACAAUGAUCACGCCACGUUAUCUGAAAUCGAAAAUUGGAUUGGAUCUGUCUUUACACUAGUUACAUAUCUCUGUGUGCCAGUGAAUUGGUUUGGAUUUCGAAUUUGUUUAUAACCAAUAGGGCAUAGACAAGAGUACUAAAAAGUUUGAUCUGUCGUACUAAAAUGUAGCUUAAAAUUACCAAAUACUAGACAGUAAUCAUUUGUAUGAAUAAGUCAUU
Molecule: messenger RNA, 1844 nt
Organism: Diprion similis
Lineage: Eukaryota; Metazoa; Arthropoda; Insecta; Hymenoptera; Diprionidae
Gene: Gale
Product: UDP-glucose 4-epimerase
Exons: 7
Coding region: 496-1590 (364 amino acids)
Biological process (GO): beta-D-galactose catabolic process via UDP-galactose, Leloir pathway
Cellular component (GO): cytosol
Molecular function (GO): UDP-glucose 4-epimerase activity
Source: RefSeq, a predicted model, not a curated record